Molecule: messenger RNA, 2105 nt
Organism: Arabidopsis lyrata subsp. lyrata
Lineage: Eukaryota; Viridiplantae; Streptophyta; Magnoliopsida; Brassicales; Brassicaceae
Product: zinc finger CCCH domain-containing protein 32
Exons: 8
Coding region: 119-1534 (471 amino acids)
Molecular function (GO): metal ion binding; mRNA binding
Source: RefSeq, a predicted model, not a curated record
AGAGCGAAAGAAGAGAGAGAGAGAGAGACCGACCAAAGAAGCUCCUCUCAGUCACUGUCGAAGCAUCUCUUCUUCUUCUUUUUUUCUCUCUCAGGCUCUCUAAUCGGCUUCUCCGGACAUGUAUGCUCGCAAUCCUCCCAUCAAUGGCUCACAAUCUGCUCAAGCUCCCGACUGGACCACCCCCGGAGAUGCCGAUACUACUGGACUCGAAGAAUCGAUGUGGCGAUUAGGGUUGGGUUGCGAGUCGUACCCUGAGCGACCAGGUGCCCCUGACUGUGCCUACUACAUGCGAACUGGUGUCUGUGGUUACGGUAAUAGAUGUCGUUACAAUCACCCUCGCGAUCGUGCCUCGGUUGAAGCAGCUGUUAGAGCUACAGGGCAGUAUCCAGAACGUUUAGGUGAACCCCCAUGCCAGUUUUACUUGAAAACUGGAACCUGUAAAUUUGGGGCGUCAUGCAAAUUCCACCAUCCAAAGAAUGCUGGUGGAUCCAUGACCCACGUUCCACUAAAUAUAUAUGGAUACCCAGUACGAGAGGGUGAUAACGAAUGCUCCUACUAUUUGAAAACGGGGCAAUGCAAAUUUGGUAUAACCUGUAAAUUUCAUCAUCCUCAGCCUGCUGGUACAACUGUCCCACCACCACCACCAGCAUCUGCACCUCAGUUUUAUCCAUCGGUGCAGUCACUUAUGCCUGACCAGUAUGGAGGUCCAUCUUCUAGCUUGAGAGUUGCAAGAACUCUUCUUCCCGGUUCUUAUAUGCAAGGCGCCUAUGGUCCAAUGCUAUUAACCCCCGGGGUCGUUCCUAUUCCAGGCUGGAGUCCUUAUUCGGCACCUGUGAGCCCUGCUCUAUCUCCUGGUGCGCAGCACGCUGUUGGGGCAACUUCUUUAUAUGGAGUUACACAGCUCUCUUCCACCACUCCUUCGCUUCCCGGGGUUUAUCCAUCUCUGUCCUCUCCUACAGGUGUUAUACAGAAAGAACAGGCCUUUCCAGAGAGACCUGGUGAACCAGAGUGCCAAUACUAUUUGAAAACAGGAGAUUGUAAGUUUGGAACAUCUUGUAAGUUUCAUCAUCCUCGAGAUCGGGUUCCACCAAGAGCUAAUUGCAUCCUCAGCCCCAUUGGUCUUCCUCUACGCCCGGGUGUGCAACGCUGCACUUUCUACGUACAAAACGGCUUCUGUAAGUUUGGAUCAACAUGUAAAUUUGAUCAUCCAAUGGGAACAAUCAGAUACAAUCCUUCUGCAUCGUCUCUAGCUGAUGCACCGGUGGCUCCUUACCCAGUGAGCUCUCUCUUGGGUGCUCUCGCAGCCGCACCUUCUUCUUCAUCGACUGAGCUCAUAACAGGCGGUGCAAAAGAUCCGUACUUGACCGGUGUGCCUACAUCAAGAAGCACAUCAAACAUCUCGGCAGGUUUGAUUUUAUCCCAGAGUGGUGGCUCAAUUCCAUUCUCUGACCUGCAACUCUCGAGCCAGACAUCUCUUCCUCUAACAGGUAGCAGAAUCACAAGACAAGGGCGAGAAAUUCGUCGAUCCUUUUGAACUGAUCACCUCAGAAAAGGGUACGCAUACGCAGUCCUCUGGAUCACCUUUAGCAAUUCUUAAUCUAUAUGAUUAUUAUAUAGAAUUAUGUGAUGUGAAUUUAUAUAUAUAUAUAUAUAUAUAUAUAAUCUUCGUACCUUAGAAGAAAAAAAAGCCUAUCAGAGUAGAAGACCUAAGUGAGAAUCACAUAUAUAUGAGAGGAAAUCUAUAUGUGCAUAUAUCAAAAGACAAAAACAAAACAAAAAAAAGGCUUCUUUUUAAAAAAAAAUUUGUGUAUAAUGUUUGUAUAGAGACAGACAAGGUUUCUUUGUCUUGUCCGUACUUCUACUUCAGAUCCAUUGCGGCUGAGAAAAAAAAACAGAGGCAAAGAGCUCAAUUCUCUUUUUCUUUUAGAUUAUUUUUUCCUUUUAGUCUACCAAUUGGUGAACUUCUCAUGUUAAGGUUUGUUUUUUUUUUUUGUAGUUGAAUGAUGUGUGUUGUUAAUUUUGUUAUGUUACUGCUUCACACAUUAUAUAUGUUACGGUGAGGAAGCAACCAAACAUUUAAAGACUAUUUUUGAAGAUUGGCACCA